Messenger RNA from Phanerochaete carnosa HHB-10118-sp, 1120 nucleotides. RefSeq lists its product as uncharacterized. The transcript has 3 exons. Bases 27 to 980 code for a protein of 317 amino acids. The record is from RefSeq and is a predicted model, not a curated record. Lineage: Eukaryota; Fungi; Basidiomycota; Agaricomycetes; Polyporales; Phanerochaetaceae.
CUGGUGUCUCUUCAACACGCUCUCUCAUGGCCUACUCUGGUGCGAAAAAGACACCAUAUGGCUUGGUGUCUAACCAACUGUCCAAGCACUCCAAGACUGAAUCCCAGCUGUCCUCGUCCUCCGCGCCAUCGCGUUCGGUGGCACCCAACAUGGCAAGCAAGGCUGGCGAGAAGGCUAACGAGCCUGCGCGCAAGAUGAUGCCCAAAGAGUCUUCGUCCAAGUCUGCCACGAUGAGCGGUAUGAACGUGAAUAAUCCUGGCUGCGCGGAAUGCGUGAAGCGUGGCCAAGCGUGCACUAAAAGCACUAAAAAAAGCACGUGCGACCAAUGCAUCAUAGGGCAUCGCGCCUGUCCGUUCGUGUCGUUUAAGCGCAAAGCCGUGGAGCUCGAGAGCAGCGACGAGGACGAAUACGUGCCUGACAAAGCGGCAAAGCAAAACAGCGACGACUCCGAAAGUGAUGACGAAAGCGACGGCAACGACGGGCCCCAGCCGAGGAGGUCGUCAAGAACACUCGCCUCCGGCACGAAACAGAAGUCCACGACGCGUAGAAACAGCCAGAAGAUCCUGCCACGCCAGAUACGCAGCCCGCAGACCACCGCUAAAGGCAGCAGCGGCGCGUCCACAAGCUCUGCCUCUACGGGAGCGCGACCCAAAGCAGUUUCAUUCGGCACAUUGGAUAUCGGCGAGCUCAUGCGUGUGGACGUUGACCCACAACCGCCCAAGGAGACUACGGGCAAUAUCUCUGGCAAGAAGCUGGUGGAUACAAUCGUGAAGCAAGGCAACAGCCAGUCGCGGGGCAACGCAGAGAAGGACACCGCCCGCUUCGAGCGUCUGCGCGGCGCACGAAACGCGUUCCUGGAGAGACUGAAGAGUGUAACUGCUGAGGGCGCCACGUCGUCAGACGCGCUUGAUGAGUUGUACGUGCUUGCAAUGGCGUGGAGGACACAUGAGGAUCUUGUCUGGCCGAACGAGCUGCGGUGAGGGAUUCUUUGGGCAGCGUUACGGAGUAAUGUAGGGAAUCCAUAGUACUUAGACUUGCAAGCGCAAACGCUGAUUUCUCUUGAGAGAAGAGGGCGCCUUCACGCACAUAGUAGAGUACAAAACAGCGAUAUGAUAUCUGC